UUUUUCUUACUCUGGGUUCUUUUGAAAACAUGAAAUUAUGUUUUGGAAUUUCUCUUCAGGUUUGCAGAUGCUGCAUUGUUUGAAAGCCAGUGAUUCUAAGCAGAUAGGAGAAGAUUUUGGAGGAAAAUCUUUCUUUGUGGAUGGAUUUUAUGUUGCUAGGUGGUUAGAGGACAACCACCCUGCUUCAUUUCAUGUUCUUACUUCAACCCCUGUAACUUUUGCCAUCAAAAGCCAUUCAAUGAGAUACAGCCAGACCAUUCCUGUGAUCUGUGUAGACAAAGAUGGGGAAGUUCAAGAGAUUCAUUACAACAAUCGGACUUUGGCUCCUGUUCAGCUUCCUUCACACUUGGUGAUGCCAUUUUAUCAUGCCUACAGGUUAAUAGCUCAGAAAAUGAGAGAUCCUCAGUCUCAGCUAUCCUUCAACUUGGUACCUGGUGAUCUUGUAGCUUUCAACAACCGCAGAGUUCUUCAUGGACGCACAAGCUUUGAUCCUUCAAAGCUGCAGAGGCACCUUCAAGGAUGCUAUCUAGAUAUUGAUGAAGUUUUCACUCGAUACCGGUCACUCUUGCCUGAACAUUAGGAAAAUAUGCUGCUCUUCUGCUUGGUCUGCAAAAUCUACUCAUUGUCCAGUUAUAAUAAUAAUAUAAAUUUUACUUAAGAUAUUUUAUAUCAUAGUAGUAGAAUAUUCACUGUUUGAAAAGGGCAUUUUUAAUUGAGGUAUGGGCAAAUUAUCCUCUUUCUUUUAGUGCUUGCUGACAUUAAAAGUAAGGUUUCUUAGAUUUUAUUUGAAGGGUAUCACUCUUUCUUGUAUCUUGAAGCUAGAUCACUGUGGUUUUUAAUAUCUGUGAAAAGUACUUAUGACAGAAUCAGUACAGAUAUCUUAAGUGUAUUAGUAAGAUCUAGUUUUAAAUCAAUUCAGCCACAAAUUCAAGGACCGGAAGAAAUUAAAAUGAGAAAAUACGGGUCAUUUAGUUUCAGUCGAUUCAACACCUGCUAGAAAGUAAUACAAAAAUUUGAUUUACUGAAGGUUCUAUUAAACUUUGCUGAUUUUUUAGAUGUAUUGUUUUUUUUUUGCUUGCCUGAUAUUAAGUUUAUUUUUGCCAGUACAUAUUUAAAUUUUAAAAUCCAUAACUUGCAAACACAAAGAUCUGUACCAAUGAUGAUUUUAGGAACAGUAUUAUAAGUUGUGUGUGUGAAAGUAAAAGAAAAAUAUACUUUCUAUCUCUCAAAAUAUUUAGAGUAGUUGUGAAUUUUAUGGUGUAUGAUUGGUUAAUAUUUUAAACAGAUUGUAAGUACAGAAUAUUGUGUAACCAAUCAAAAAAUAUAUAUGAUGAUAAUAUAACUGCACACAACUUUUCAAUGUUUAAAAUUAAAGAAAAUGUAUUCCUCCA
Limulus polyphemus (Atlantic horseshoe crab) is the source of this 1391-nucleotide messenger RNA. RefSeq names its product gamma-butyrobetaine dioxygenase-like. Gene Ontology annotation, molecular function: oxidoreductase activity. NCBI's taxonomy places the organism in Eukaryota, Metazoa, Arthropoda, Merostomata, Xiphosura, Limulidae. The record is from RefSeq and is a predicted model, not a curated record. The transcript is spliced from 4 exons. Gene Ontology annotation, biological process: carnitine biosynthetic process. Gene Ontology annotation, cellular component: mitochondrion. Bases 38 to 580 code for a protein of 180 amino acids.